UGCAACACGAUCCUGUGGUGUUUGCUUGAGCCUCAUGUUGCAGUGGAUUUUCAGGUUUAACGUUGUGUGACGUGACUGACUGACGGUGGGUGUUGUGUGGUUCUGAUCUUCAGAUAGACACCAGGAUGGCAGCUGAAGGGGCCACUGAAGGGGCCACAGAGAAGAGGGCCAACUUGGUGGCAUCUAAAGUCAUGUGGAGUAACAGGGAUGACAUACCUAUGUCAGCACCAGAACAGUCGCAUGGCAGUGACAGAGCUGGAAUCUGUAGACAGAACAGCGUCCAACAGUGGCUUAGAAGUCAUGAGGCGGAUGCAAAACCAGACCACACCAGAGAAGCUGCAGCAGGGCUUCUAAAGAGGAACGCCAGCAGUGAGGAUGACUUAGCGUUGGGCGUCGAAGCGUCUUUAUAUGGUAAACAGGGAGUGAGGACCGUCCAGGAAUUUCUGAGGAGUUCCAGGUCCAGCCCAGUUCUCACCAGGUGGAACAGCCUGACCUCAGCCUUCUCAGCACAGUCAGCUCCACUCAGUGUAAUGGAUGUGCUGAACCUGUGGAGUGACGACCCAGAGGAGGUCCUACUAGAUCUGGGCUUCGGCUGUGACGAGCCUGACGUCUCUGGACGGAUCCCAGCUCGCUUCAUCAACAACCAGUCCAGCGCCCGGGGAAUCAACAUCCAGGUGUUCCUGGACGCCCAGAAGAACCGCAUGGACAUAGAGAACCCUGACGUCAGCAAUAGGUUCAGGCAGUUGGAGGUGCUGCAGCAGGUUACCACUGCGUUCUCAUCCCUGGUCGGUGGUGCGUCUACAGACUCCCCCUCCCAGAGCGGAGUUCCAGCUUUAGCUUCAGCCGAGGCCAGGGAGAAGAGGAAGAGGAUGGGCAUGCUGCUCCGCCGGGUCUCCAGAAAAACCCUCAGCCAGACCCAAAUCCAGACCCAGGACUCCCAGGACACAAACCCCACUCCCCACAGUCCUGUAGCCCACCUACAGCAGCCUCCGGCCGGCCUCCCUGACAGGCGGACCCCGCUGAAACGAGCCAGACAAGGCCUGGCUGAGAGUAUAUGUCUGACCCCACUCGUAGAGGAGCAAGGUCUAGCCUCGGAAGCACCAGAGUCCCCCUCGGUCCCCCAGCAGGCCCAGGAGGGUACGCUCAGACUGGAGGUGGGGAAGGAGUACCAGCCCCUGACCUCCAGUGGUAUUCCAACCAGAAAGAAAAGUCAUGGGGAGGCCAGGGAGUCCUUUGAGAUGGAGGAGAUCCAGAGCUUUGAUGAGGGCAGUAUUUCUGGGAGCUACAUGGGAGCAUCCGACACCACAGCAGUGUGUGUGAUGAGGACUAACAGCUGCCAGUCUGACAGCAGUGGAUUCCUGGAAGAGCCCUUCAUCCCUUCCUUUUCCCAGCAUCCCUCACCUGGACCCGAGCUCAUGAAGGCUUUGUCGGGAAUAUCUGGAGGCAGCACUGACAGCCAGAUCACUGUAAGAGGAGCUUCACUUGACCGCCCCUCUCCCACCACCCCUUCACCCCCCUCGUCCCCCCCAUCCACUUCCCUGGACCCCUCCUCUCCUUCCCUCUCCACGUGCCACCCAAGACCAGAGUCUCCUCUAGACAGACCAGAGACAACAAGCCCUACAGAGGAGACACCCAGAAACCAGGAUUCCCCCACAGCCCACUCCCUCCUCUCUGCUUCUCCUGAUGCCUUGGAGAUGACUAAUUCUGCUUUUGGACUCAGGCCAAGCCUAAUGGAAAAGACUGUCACUGGGGAAGAUGGAUUCUCUUCGGACUGUGGUGCACCUUGUCAUAAGCCAGACUCUCCGUUACGGCACGUUAUUAUUAUUAUGAAAACAGACACAGAGACAGAACACUUUACUGUGGAAUCAAAGGAAGCUGUUCCAAUAGUAGGAGAGGAAAAUAACAUAGCGGAACAAAGUGGCAAUGUUCAGACAGAAACAGAGGCUGUUGGUGAUCAGGACACCGAUUGUUCUGGGUCACAUGAAGGCCCUCUGAUGGACUCGGUGGUUCUGGUGCAGAUGAAGAAAGAGACGGAGAUGAAGACAGAAGUACAGAAGAGUUCUGGUUCAGAAGGUCCAGUGUUGGGUCCUGUUGCUGUUCCUGAGGUGGUGGAUCAAGGCUCUGAGACUGGUUCUGUUUGUCAGGACCGGUCCUCUGAAGAUCCUCUAUUAGGAUCUGACCCUAACCUCUCAGCAGAGCUAAUCCCUGCCUCUUCUCUCUCCCCAGCAGAGCCUCUCUCUGUCUCCUCUCCCUCCCCAGUGCACUGGGAAACAGGUGGCUCAGAGAUUUCAGAGGGAUCCUCAAGCUUGGUUGUCCAUGAGCCUGUCCCACCACCAGAUCAACCAACAAACCCAUCUACAGACCCAUCGACAGACUCACCUACAGGCCCAGCUUUAACCUCACCUUCAGAGCAAGUGUCACCCCCAUCUCCAUCCCCAGCCUCAUCCCCACCCCCAUCUCCAUCCCCAGCCUCAACCCCACCACCAUCUCCAUCCCCAGCCUCAUGCCCACACCCAUCUCCAGCCUCAGCCUCAGCUUUUCCGGCAGCAUCCAGCUCAUCUCCAACCCAAGCCCCUUCCCCAAUCCCAAACCAUUCUCUAUCAACCCUAACCACAACACCAACACCAACUUCAUCCUCAAUUCCAAACUCACCAUCAGCCCACUCCUUAACCGUAGCUCCAUCUCAAACCCCAGCCCCAGCCCAGGCCCCAACCCCAGUCAUCCCCCACAGAGGUGCUUUCAGGUCAGGCCGGUCUGUGUCUGUCCAGAUGCCCUCCUCUCUGCCCUCUGUCUCCCACUCUGCCAUCCGGAGCGGUGGCGUCCCCAACACCCCCUCCCCGCUCGGCCUUUCCUUCGAGACCCGCCCCCUGACUGACCUGACGCUCCGGCAGAGGCGGAGCUCCUUCUCCAGGAAGGCGUGGUCAGAUGCUGAAGCCUCCCACUUUGCAGAACAUGGAAACACUGCGGUUGCCAUGGCAAAGGCAGUCAUGACGCCUGAGACGAUAUCCCUCCCGUCCCCCUGUCCCUCCCCCUCCCUGUCAUCGUCCAAUCGGUGGCUGUCUCGCGACGGUUCACGAAGAUCCGGAAGUUCCCAGAUGAAGUCCACCUCCUUGGACACAGGGGUGUGGCAGGAGGAAGAGGGGGAAGAAGUGGGGGAUGAGGAGGAGGAUAGACGGUGGGAAAGAGCCCUGUUCUCUGGGCUUUCCUGCUGCUGCUCCUGUGAUAAUCGCUGUAGCUGCUGUUCUCAGAACAAUCGCCUCAAACCGUCCUCCGCUUCAGCUUUCCCUUACUCCCUGGAUGAGCUGGAGGGGAUGAUGCGCUGUAUGAGGAAGUUCCGCUGCGUCCUGACAGACAUCGAGGAACAGCUGUCAGAAAACCAGGCCUCGGUGUACAGCUCACUCUCUGACACUGACAGAGAGGAAGUGCGAGACAUCUUGGAGCUGAGGAGAGCUGUGAAACAGGAAGCAGGAGAGUUGGAACUGCAGCUCACUGACCUGGUUCAUCGCUAUGACGACAGCUUCAAAAUGAAGAUGCACAGACUACUCGAUGAACAAUCCCACCUAUACACCCAGCUGAGGCUCCUCCCCCUGACCCCCACAACCACAUCCACCCCUGGCUCCGCCUCCUCCAGGAGCAUGGCCACUCAGUGCUGCCUGCUGCCUUGGCUGCCUUUGACGGACAUGUCCAGGCCAUGCCCCUCAUCGCAGGCCACCUGGGAGUUGGAGUCCAGACCAACUCUGACAGAUUCCGGUUCUAUGGGCCAGAGGCUAAAACAUGGUUCUACAGGCACCAAGCCAGACAAACUGGACAUUGUGGGUUUCAUCCAGAGACUGAAGGAGUCCAUACGCCACUCUGUCAAUACUGACUCACUGGAGUAAAAGAGAGAUGAAGCUUCUGCUGUAGCUAACUGAAGAUGAUCUGCUGUCUAAGUUAUAGUGUGUGCAAUCAACCUGGACUCAGGGGUAGAUGGAACAUAAUAAACGUAAAUCUGUCUCCCUCCAUUAAGUAUGAUAUGUUACGUGUCGUAUGGAAUUUAUUUAUUUGUAGAUGUCCAUCAUCCAUUUGUUAUGAUAUGUUAUGAAUAAUAAUGUGAUAUGUUUUGUGCAAUAUGUUACGAAUUUGCAAUAAGUAUAUGUCACGAAUUCCGAUUUGAUGUAGCUAACCCUAACGUUAACUAGGUGGCUAACGUUAACUAAACUAGGGGUUAAGGUUAGGGUUAAGGUUAGGAGUUAGGUAAAAGGGUUAG
Molecule: messenger RNA, 4246 nt
Organism: Coregonus clupeaformis (lake whitefish)
Lineage: Eukaryota; Metazoa; Chordata; Actinopteri; Salmoniformes; Salmonidae
Gene: itprid1
Product: ITPR interacting domain containing 1
Exons: 16
Coding region: 126-3878 (1250 amino acids)
Molecular function (GO): signaling receptor binding
Source: RefSeq, a predicted model, not a curated record